AAACUUUCACCCUCCAUUUACAUCGUUGACAGUACCCUACGCAAUCUCAGCCCAAAUUCGUUUAAGCCUCGUGUCGUCGCCAUUGGACCUCUCCACAAAGAAGAUGAAGAAUUGCAAGAUAUUGAAAGCCAUAAAGUGACAUAUUUGCUUGAUCUAUUUCUUCGUUUACCAUCCAUGCCAAAUCAAAAGAUGGACGAAUGCAUUCAAAGGGUGUAUGCGAAGGUGGAACAAAUCAGGGCAUGUUAUGCUGGGGAAAUGAAGGACUAUGAUGACGGCGAAGUUGCAAAAAUGAUGGUCAUAGAUGGUUGUUUCAUACUUGAAUUCAUUCUCAGGGUCCGUAACCAUAACCAUCCUGACGACGAUCCAAUUUUUUACAAUAAAUUGGUCUAUAUAAAUGUAGCGUAUGACUUGGUCCUGCUAGAAAACCAGAUACCUUUCUUUGUUCUUCAGGACAUCUUUAAGUGCACCAUCUUAGAAUUUUCUCCAUCAUCUUCUCUUCAGAGCUUAGUCUUUUCAUUUCUAAGGCCUAUCUAUCCCUUCGACAAAUCGUAUGUAACCAACAUUAAUGAUGGGGUAGAUACAAAUGAAAGAUGGCCACUCGCCAUGGAAUUUAAAGCAUCGUGGUUGCCAUGCUUUGUUUGGGGGUGGGGUAAGCCUACUCUCAGAAUGCCAGUACUGUUUAUUGAAGAUUACACUGAGUCAGUUUUGAGGAACUUAAUUGCAUAUGAGCAAUGUAGUCCUCUGAGUGAUACUUACAUUACAUCAUAUGCUGUUGCCAUGGAUAUGCUAGUGGAUACUCAAGAUGACAUUGUCAAAAUGGUAGAUUCAGAAGUUCUCAUAAACCAUUUGGGUACUAACCAAGAUGCAGCAAAUAUGAUCAGCAGCAUAUGCGAAAAUGUUAUCCUACGAGAUUUCUACUAUAAUCAACAAUGGAACCAAUUGUAUAGCUACUACAAUGGUUACUGGCCCAAAAAUAUUGCACGACUGAGGCGUACUUAUUUCAGUAGUCCAUGGAAUUUCAUUGCGCUAGUUGCUGGAAUCAUCCUCUUUGGUCUUACUGCCGUUCAAACGUACUAUGCCGUCAACCUGCGACUUGAGAUCUAAUUGGUAGAAACCCAGACCGCAACUCCGAUAAAGUGUGUCACAAUUUGUAUUUUUCGAAGCGUAUCAUGUAGCGUUCUUUACGAAGUGUAUCACAAUAUGUAUUUUUCCUAUAUUCGUUGUUUUAUGAACUAUCACUUUGUG
Messenger RNA from Cynara cardunculus var. scolymus (artichoke), 1245 nucleotides. RefSeq lists its product as uncharacterized. The record is from RefSeq and is a predicted model, not a curated record. Lineage: Eukaryota; Viridiplantae; Streptophyta; Magnoliopsida; Asterales; Asteraceae. The annotation marks the transcript as partial. The transcript is spliced from 2 exons.